AUGGUAAACCAUGACUUUAUUAUUUGGCAGGUACGCGCUAUAUACGUGGAUCAGUUCCCGAUUGAAGUACGGCACUGCCUUGCCUCAUGGAUCGAGACCAGGAUUUGGACGCCCGAACCGGAAGAGCAGCAGCGCUACUUCGUCGAGGAACUGGUGCACGAGAUAAAUACUCAUGCGGAGCUGUUGCUGUCAUCCGAUAUGUUCGUCACGAGGAUGAAGCUGUUAGAGGCUGCUAAAAAUAUACACAUGCAGUACAAGUGAGUACAAGUAACCAUAGUAUGAU
Molecule: messenger RNA, 283 nt
Organism: Ostrinia furnacalis (Asian corn borer)
Lineage: Eukaryota; Metazoa; Arthropoda; Insecta; Lepidoptera; Crambidae
Product: signal transducer and activator of transcription 5A-like
Exons: 2
Coding region: 1-261 (86 amino acids)
Biological process (GO): regulation of DNA-templated transcription; signal transduction
Source: RefSeq, a predicted model, not a curated record